ACCACAAGCGGCUUCAAUCCAAACCAGAAGCAGGGCGACAAAAGAAAUCAGCAUGACAACAUGAGUGAGAGGGUGUCAGCGCUGAGUCGGGAGGACGGCGAUAUUACAAUGGGAUAUUAUGACGAGGAAGACGACUUGGAGGCGUUUUCAGACGCCGAGGUGGGCUGUGGGGGCGGAGUGUUGGACGUCAGUGAUUCUCUGAAUGGAGAGGUCAAACCUCGUAUACUAUUGAUGGGCCUGCGGAGAAGUGGGAAAUCUUCUAUCCAGAAGGUGGUUUUCCAUAAAAUGUCACCCAGUGAGACCCUGUUCCUGGAGAGCACCAAUAAGAUCUGCAGAGAGGAUGUCUCCAGCAGCUCCUUUGUCAGCUUCCAGAUCUGGGACUUCCCUGGCCAGAUUGACUUCUUCGACCCCACCUUUGACUAUGAAAUGAUCUUCAGAGGAACCGGAGCGCUAAUCUUUGUAAUUGAUUCACAGGAUGACUAUGUCGAGGCUUUAAGAAGACUGCAUCUCACAGUGACCAGGGCCUACAAAGUCAACCCAGACAUCAACUUCGAGGUGUUCAUUCACAAAGUUGAUGGCCUGUCAGAUGACCAUAAGAUUGAAAAGCAAAGGGAUAUUCACAAGCGAGCCAACGAUGACCUCGCAGAUGCAGGCCUAGAACGGAUACACCGAAGCUUCUAUUUAACAAGUAUAUACGACCACUCCAUAUUCGAGGCUUUCAGUAAAGUGGUCCAGAAACUCAUCCCACAGCUGCCCACACUGGAAAACCUGCUCAACAUCUUCAUAUCUAACUCAGGUAUUGAGAAGGCCUUCCUGUUUGAUGUGGUCAGUAAGAUUUACAUUGCCACAGACAGCAGUCCAGUGGACAUGCAGACAUAUGAACUGUGUUGUGACAUGAUCGAUGUGGUCAUUGACAUCUCCUGCAUCUAUGGUCUGACAGACAUUGACGCUGGUUUACCCUAUGACAAGGAGUCUAUGGCCAUAAUCCACCUGAACAACAGUACGGUCAUGUACCUGAAGGAGGUCACCAAGUUCCUUGCUGUGGUUUGCUUCCUUCGCGAGGAAAGCUUUGAGAAGAAAGGACUGAUUGACUACAACUUCCACUGUUUCAAGAAAGCCAUCCAGGAGGUUUUUGAUGUUCGAGUAAAGGUUCAACAAAAUCGUAAACUCCUCAAUCAGAGGAGGUGGAGCAAACUGACUGUGACCAAUGGAGUACUCAGCAACCCCCACUGAGGACAUAUCAAACAGCCAAAUAUACCUGAGCUGGACCCUGAGAAAUCCAGGAGACUCCAUCCUCAUUCAAAGGAACACAUUACCUUUUUCCUUACUGUCAGAUUCUGACCUCUGUUUUUCUCUCUACUUUUUACUUCACUUUUUAAAAACUUUUAUCACAGUACUCUUUAGUGGCAUGUAGCUCAAGGUACAGUAUAGAUUUAUUUUUAUUUGAUUACAGCAGGUUGUAAAGUUAAAUUGAGUUUGUAACUCCCUUCUUCUACGUUGCAGACAAUUUACAUUAAUAUAAAAGCAAUCAUAAAAAUUGUAAACAUAAAUAAACUAUAUCCAGUGAAGCAGUAUUGAGGAUGAAUUUAGGUUUAAGCCUGAUAGUUUGGGGGAAAAAGCUGCUCUACAGUCUGGUGGUGUGGCAGCAGA
Micropterus dolomieu (smallmouth bass) is the source of this 1650-nucleotide messenger RNA. It is a transcript of the gene rragd, whose product is annotated as ras-related GTP binding D. Lineage: Eukaryota; Metazoa; Chordata; Actinopteri; Centrarchiformes; Centrarchidae. Gene Ontology annotation, cellular component: Gtr1-Gtr2 GTPase complex; nucleus; lysosome. The transcript has 7 exons. Gene Ontology annotation, molecular function: GTPase activity; GTP binding. The coding region runs from base 61 to 1233 and encodes 390 amino acids. Gene Ontology annotation, biological process: cellular response to starvation; positive regulation of TOR signaling; cellular response to amino acid stimulus. The record is from RefSeq and is a predicted model, not a curated record.